CGUCAGCAGGAGUCAACGUAGAACCGGAAACUCAACUCAGACGAUGGGCAGUGUGAAAUAAGAGAUGUGGUGGCUGAACCACCUUAAUAAUGUUUAGCAUAGAUAGACUAAGUACUUUUGUUAGUUCUGUAUUCAAAACUAGGUCCAGAGAUCAGUCGCCUACAGUUCAAAUAAGGAUACCGGCAUUUCCUCCGGUCGAUGAACUGUAGCCUACCGAACUCCAGCCUCGGUGUGAAAAAAACAUGACACAGUCGGCGCAGUCGGAGCCUUGGAUCUAUGGAUUCAGCAGGACUGUAUUCGGGUCCCUCACCCAUGUUGUAUGUGCGGUAUUCACUCUGUUUAUCACCGUGUUGGCCAGACCUGGGUCAAGUCUGUUCUCCUGGCAUCCAUUCCUGAUGACUUUGGCGUUUUCCUUUUUCAUGACAGAGGCAGUGCUCCUCUUCUCCCCGCACGCCUCUCUCCUACGGAAGCUGCCCCACAAGACCAAGGGCCGUGUGCACUGGGUGCUUCAGUGCCUGUGCGUCACCACCGCAGCUCUCGGCCUGGGUGCCAUCUGCUACAACAAACACCUGAACGGCAAACCCCACUUCACGUCAUGGCACGGACUGCUGGGCCUCGUCACGGUGGUCAUCGUAGGGCUCCAGUCCCUGGCCGCCCUGCCUCUGAUAUACAUAAAAAUCGCUAAGGGCUGGUCGCUGGCCAAGCUGAAGAGGUACCACGCGGUGACCGGCCUCCUGACCUACCUGCUGGGCAGUGGCAGCCUGCUGCUGGGGCUGUGCUCCGCCUGGUUCACGGGUCUGGUGGGCGGACAAGCCUGGUACGUGGCGGCCCUCUGUCCCGCCCUCAGUGCCCUGGUGGUCAUGAGCCAGGUGACCAGGGCCUAUCUGGCCCGCAAACAAGUCAAGUCAUGAAAGGAUAUCUGUCCUCCAGUCCAAUGGUUGCUAACUGGCUGCGUUCCUCAUGCUAUCAAGGACGUUACAAUACACAAAAUAGGUGAGGGGACGCAGACAGGGGAGAGCGUCAAGAUGAUGGAGGAGGCGAUGAGGCUGCACAUGUUGCCAGAUUUCCAGAUUCCUCCAUGGAACUACAAGGCCAGAGGAUGGAAGGACCAAUUGGAGGAUAGAUAUUGGGGUCCAGCCUAAGUCUCGGUCUUCACUUGAAAGGAUACACAUGUGUCAUCUAGGAAAGGAUGUGUUCCUAUCCAUAGUAGUUUGGACUCAGGGGGUGUAAAAAUGGGACUUCAAGGGCUUUUUCCAACCUGGGUAUCAGACCUUGUGAUUUUGUCAGUGUUUUUUGAUCAAAUAUAGCAGGGAUGGGCAACUUACAUAAGUAGGGCCACAUAUUUUCAUGAAUACCAUCAGAGGGCCAUUAUAUGACCACGAAUAUGACUCUAACUUGCAAAGUUUGAGGUGCAGUUGGUUGCUCACUGACUGCCGAUAUUGUUUGGAAGGAAUAGGUGUUGUCUAUCGGCCAACAGUAUAAUUACAAUGGAUUGAUUUAGUAGUGAUUGAAAAAAACUGGUCCUCUUUUUAAAUGAUUUUUCAUCCACUGGGCAAACACAGCAUGAGGAGGCGGGCCACAUGUGGCCUGCAGGCCUCCAGUUGCCCAUCCCUGAACUAGAGCUUUACCUUGCCAUCCUUAUGCACCUUGGAUACCUGGAUCAAAUGAUUCCUGUAAACUAUGCAGUAAAGGGAAACAAUUUCAACACAAAGAUGUACUGUCAGUAUGACCUCUAGUCCUGUACUGCUACUAUCCUUAUUUGUAAGUGUAUGUGAAUUCUGGAAAAUAUGUGUAGCUAUUUUUUUUCUUAAAUCCUAUGAGAUGAAACAAGUGAAUUAAUAUAUCGAAACUGCAAUAUUUUUCUAUCAGAGCUGUACUGUUUUGUGUUGCAUGAACUGCUGGCCCCCUUUAUAAAGCUUUUUUUCCUUUUCA
Molecule: messenger RNA, 1932 nt
Organism: Engraulis encrasicolus (European anchovy)
Lineage: Eukaryota; Metazoa; Chordata; Actinopteri; Clupeiformes; Engraulidae
Gene: cyb561d2
Product: transmembrane reductase CYB561D2
Exons: 3
Coding region: 243-911 (222 amino acids)
Cellular component (GO): endoplasmic reticulum
Molecular function (GO): transmembrane monodehydroascorbate reductase activity; protein binding; heme binding
Source: RefSeq, a predicted model, not a curated record